Messenger RNA from Argiope bruennichi, 2013 nucleotides. RefSeq lists its product as uncharacterized. Lineage: Eukaryota; Metazoa; Arthropoda; Arachnida; Araneae; Araneidae. Gene Ontology annotation, molecular function: nucleic acid binding. The transcript is spliced from 2 exons. Gene Ontology annotation, biological process: DNA integration. The coding region runs from base 1 to 2013 and encodes 670 amino acids. The record is from RefSeq and is a predicted model, not a curated record.
AUGAAGUUACCGAAAUUGAAUGAUCUUGAAAUACCAAGAUGUGUACGUGAGGACUUUGCAGAAGAUUCCAGAUUUUCCAUCCAUGUUUUUUGUGACGCAAGUCAGAGUGCCUACGCUACAUGUAUCUUCUUGAGAGCUGAAUCUGCUGAUAGCACGUCGUGCCAGUUGAUACAAGCUAGAAAUAGAGUUGCUCCUUUGAAAAAGAUCUCUAUUCCACGGCUAGAACUUUUGUCCUGCACUAUUGGAGCUAGAUUGGCAAAAGCAAACAUAUCCGAACUUGGACUUGAGAACAUACCAAUCUUCUACUGGUCUGACUCUUUGAAUGCUUUAUAUUGGAUCAAAAGAAAUGAGAAUUGGGCCAUGUUCGUUUACAACAGGGUACUGGAAAUCCGUAAACUCACUAAUCCUGAAGACUGGAGGCAUAUAAGUGGAACAUUAAACCCAGCUGACCUUCCAUCACGAGGUUCCAAUGCAGAGGAACUUGUGAAAUCUCUUUGGUGGAAGGGUCCAAAUUGGCUGAGAAUGCCUAUAGAAGAUUGGCCUGUUUCGGAAACUAUGCCAGAUUUCGACGUUGUAAACUCCGAAAAGAGAAAAUCUAUUGUGUCUGUCACUAACACCACGACAGAGCAAUUAGAGUACUUUUCUAAGACAUUCCUGGAUUCAGAUGGUUUAUUAAGAGUAAAGACCAAAAUUUCUCUAAGAAGUGAUCUACCGACAUUUAGAUUUCCAAUUUUGCUGCCUUCAAAGCAUGAUGUUAUUGGAAAACUUAUUUUUGAAAAGCAUGUUGAACUUAGUCAUGCUGGGAUACAGAUUUUGAUGUCGAGUUUAAGGGAGAAUUAUUGGAUCUUAAAAAGCAGAAAGACAAUACCUCAAGUAAUAAGGACUUGUGUAAUAUGCCAACGUUUUUCAUCUCGGCCAUUAGAAGUAGCAAGUGCUCCACUACCCGAAGAUCGCGUCAGAGAUGCUUAUGUUUUUGAAGUAGUAGGAGUUGACUUGUGCGGACCACUAUAUUUGAAAAACAAAAGCAAAUGUUGGGCUGUACUUUUUACAUGCGCAGUUUAUCGUGCAGUCCACAUCGAGCUGGUAACAAGUUUAUCAACAGAUAGUUUUAUUCUAGCUUUACGAAGGUUUAUUUCUAGAAGAGGAAGACCAGCUACAAUUUAUUCAGAUAAUGGAACCAACUUAGUGGGUACUUCUAAUGAGCUGAAAUCUGUUGAUUGGGUUAAAAUACAAGAAUAUGCCUCAGUAAAGAAAAUCCUGUGGAAAUUCAACCCCCCAUCAGCCCCAUGGUGGGGUGGAUUUUGGGAAAGGCUUAUAGGUAUGUUGAAAUCUAUCUUAAGAAAAAUUCUUGGAAAGGCCUCCUUACAAUUUGAAGAAUUGUACACUGUACUAUGUGAUGCUGAGGGCAUUAUAAAUUCAAGACCUUUGACAUACUUAAGUGAAGACAAUGAGGACCUUAUAGCAUUAACACCUGCUAUGUUUUUACAAGAUGUAAAAGAAAUAGGAGUUCCAGAUAUAGAUCAAAUAGAUGCUAAGAGAAUGAAUAAAAGAUUCUUCUACAGGCAAAAAGUGUGUCAAGAUCUCAGAAAACGUUUCAGAAUCGAAUAUCUUGGACAUCUUAGAGAAUUUUCAAAGAUUCGUAAUGAAUCUAAAAUUAAAGAAGGAGACAUUGUUCUCAUCGGUGAUAGUAACGUCAAGCGAAUAAAUUGGCCUUUGGGAAGAGUCAUCAAAUUAUAUCUUGGAAAAGACAAGAAAGUUCGUCUCGUGGAAGUCCAGACCAAAUCUGGGUCUUUCCUACGUCCAAUCCAGAGACUUUUAACUCUUGAGGUCAGCCAAAGUGAAAAAUCUGCUAUCCCAUGUCUCCCAAAGAGUGAUUCUCCAUCCACAAUGAUGAUUCCUGAUGGUACACCUACCUCUAGUGACUCUCAUGCUGUUUCAGAUGUGAGACAACCAAGAAGAUCCCGUUAUGGCCGGCUUUUAAAGCCCAAUGCUCUCCUAGACUCAUUGGUUUGA